AAAAUGCAAGAAGAAUCAACCACUCCAAUUAAACUAGUUGUUGUAGGUGAUGCUGGUGUUGGCAAAACAUCAACUUUGAUUUCUUACACAGCCAAUUCCUUUCCAAGAGAAUACGUUCCAAGAGUGUACGAUAAUCUAGUUUCAUCCAUGAUGGUAGAUGGAAAAGUCUACAAUAUUUCCUUUUGGGAUACUGCUGGUGCAGUUGACUUUGAGAAAAUCCGAGUUAAAUGUUAUCCAGAAAGUCAUGUCAUUAUUCUAAUGUUUGACGUAACAAAGAAAUCAACAUUUGACUCAAUUGACUCAACCUUCCUUCCAGAAGUGCAAAAGGAAUGUAAACAAGCAAAAUUCCUUCUCGUUGGAAAUAAGAUUGAUAAUUCUCCUCGACAAGUUUCCAAAGAAGAAGCCAAGAAAUAUGCCUCAAGAAAUAGUAUGGAAUAUUUUGAGAUUUCAGCCCAAUCUCAGGAAGGACUGAAGAUCUUGUUUGAUCAGGUUGUGAGAAUUGGUGCACCACUCCUUGUUAAUUCAAAGCAAAGUAAGGGAUCCAGUUCAGAUUCUAAAAAGAAAGGUUGUACAUGUCAAUAAGAUGUUUGUAAAUAAGAAACUAGAAUUUCAAGAAGUGUAUUUAACAACACAACAACAGUAAUUCAAUAAAACUGACCACUCCAAUAAAA
Molecule: messenger RNA, 671 nt
Organism: Naegleria gruberi
Lineage: Eukaryota; Heterolobosea; Eutetramitea; Acrasida; Naegleriidae
Product: rho family small GTPase
Exons: 1
Coding region: 4-582 (192 amino acids)
Biological process (GO): small GTPase-mediated signal transduction
Molecular function (GO): GTPase activity; GTP binding
Source: RefSeq, a predicted model, not a curated record